Messenger RNA from Lucilia sericata (common green bottle fly), 1847 nucleotides. Its product is annotated as transmembrane protein 115. Gene Ontology annotation, biological process: retrograde vesicle-mediated transport, Golgi to endoplasmic reticulum. The coding region runs from base 247 to 1617 and encodes 456 amino acids. Lineage: Eukaryota; Metazoa; Arthropoda; Insecta; Diptera; Calliphoridae. The record is from RefSeq and is a predicted model, not a curated record. Gene Ontology annotation, cellular component: Golgi apparatus; membrane. The transcript has 2 exons.
UGGAAAGGGUAAAUAAAUUAAUUGACAUUUAUUUAUUGACAGCAGCAGUAGCCACAAAAAGUGUUGACACCUCCAACUGGUGGAUAAGCAAAGGAAUUUCUGGUUAAAAUCCAGACUGUUUACUAUUUAAACAAGUGUUUUUUGUUUGUCAAAGCAUUGGAGAAGCACAAAUAACACGAAUUUUAUGAUUAAAAAGAGCAAAAGUUGUAAAAACAAACACCAUUAUCAGCAGCAAAAGCAAAGACAAUGUCGGCCACAACACAUAUUCUAAACAGGAAUAUGCCCUAUUUGAAACAGCAAUUUUCGGCGUUACUGCGUAAUACAUCACCAGUUAUUACCCUUAUAUGUUUGGUAACCACUGUAGGUUAUUUGUUGUCGUUCAGUGAGACUGCAGUACUCUUCUUAACUGUAACGCCUGGCUACAUCUUGCCCAAUGCAGAAUUCUGGAUAUGGACUGCAUUUACGUUCUGCUUUAUAGAACUGCAUUGGUGGGAGGUUUUAGUAGAUGUUGUUACGGUUGGUUUGUGUGGUAAAAUGAUAGAACCUUUAUGGGGUCAAAUGGAAAUGUUUAAAUUUUUCGCUUUAAGCAAUUUUGGUGUGUCGAUAUUGACCACAAUUUACUAUUUGUUCUAUUACAUGAUCACAAAGAAUCCGCAAAUUUUAUUUGAUGUCCACAUACAUGGAUUGGCUGGUUAUGUGGCGGGAAUUUGUGUAGCAGUACGUCAAAUAAUGCCGGAUCAUUUAAUAUUUAAGACACGCUGGGGUCGUUUGACCAAUCGCAAUGUUCCUUUGACCGUUUUAAUUUGGUCCAUAAUACUUUGGGCUGUAAAUUUGUUAGAUGGUACGUAUCCAGCCAUGUUUGCUUCGGGCCUUUUGGUUUCUUGGGUCUAUUUACGUUUCUAUCAACACCAUCCGAACGGUCGUGGUGACAGUUCGGAAAGUUUUACUUUUGCCAGUUUCUUUCCUAAUGUUAUGCAGCCCAUCAUUGGUAUAUUAGUAAAUCCAAUUUACUUGUGCUGUUUAAAGGUGGGAGUAGUUAAACCACCCGCACCACCGCGUGUGGCAUCAGCUGCAAGUUUAUCUUCCGUAUCAAUUUCGAUGCCAGGCGUUGAUCCACAUGAUGUUGAAAGAAGACGGCAAAUUGCUUUAAAAGCUUUAAGUGAACGUCUAAAAUCUACAGAAACUUCACGGCACUCACAGUUGCCCAAAUCGUUUCCCACUGUGGCCGGAAGUGGUGGCCAUAGUCAUGGUCAUGCCCAUGGUCACGGUCAGCACCAACAUAAACAUCACGGCGGUCAUAGCCACCAUCAUGGUCACAACGUUCAUGCGAGUAGUUCUGGUCAUGGACAUUCACACGGCCACCCAAUGGGAGGACAUGGUGAAUUGCAAACACCUCCAUUCUUAGCAUCAUCAAUGGUCAGUUCUGCCUCUCCUUCCUUGCCCAUUACCACGGCUCGGUCUGAGCCCCGCAUGAUAAGCACCAUGAGUCCAAUAGCAAUACCAAUGCCAGCGCCGCCUCCCAAAACGGAAAAUUCCGCCAUAGCCACUAGUGAUAUCAAGGAAGAUAGCAGCGACAAAGCGUUACUCAUCGAUAUGGAUAACGACAACACACAGUAAUUGUAGUUUAGUAGCAAAAAAGUAAUAUAAAAGAAAAUAAAAUGAAACGAAACGAAAAAAUUAUCAUCUGAGAAUGAAAUGUUGAGUUGAUGAUGACGACGACGAUGCUGCUGUAAGUCUAGGCAGUGAUCUUAAUUUUUUUGUUUUUAUUAUUUAAACGUGUAUAAUAAAAUAGAAAUUACAUUAUAAAAGAAAAAUAUAGUACGUAAAUUUUCUUAUCUUAAACUAAA